AUGCUUCAAACAAUUCCCAUGCCAAGCCGGGAGCUGACUAUAGCUUUAGCUGUGCUCUCUCUGCUUAUAGUCCUGGUGCAAAGAGCAGGAUCAAGGCGCCGGGAGACUAAGCAACUUCUUCCUCUUCCCCCUUCACCUCCUUGCACAAAUAUUAUCGCUGGCCAUCUUCCCACCGUCCUGAAAGCAGCCAAGGAACAUCGCCAGCACCUUCUUUUCCAAAAGUGGGCCGAGGAAUACGGCGAGGUGUUUUUCGUUCAGCUCGGCACUAUCCAGGAGUGCUUUAUCAAUAGUGACCAAGCUGUCAGAGCAAUCUUCGACAAGGCUGCGGCCCAAACAUCUGAGCGACCGCGUUGGAUUGUCAGUAACGAGCAGAUAUGCAACCGACUCAACCUUCUCCUUCUUAGCUCCAGUGAAAAAUCAUGGAAAAGUCAACGAAAGGCCACAACCUUUGGGCUGACCAACUUAAAUCUCGCUGAUGCUGGUCUUCCAUUUCUUCAUUUCGAAACGUUGAAGUUCCUGAAUGAUAUUGCUCAAAAUCCCAACAAAGGCGCCGAUCCGCAGUCUCUAUGGUCGAGCAUUGGUCGCUAUACAUAUAGCACAUUCUCGUCCCAGAUCUUUGGCCUGGAUGUCCCCGAAGACAAUAGCCCUGUCAUCGACUACAUAUUCGAAACAGGUCUAGCCCAGAUUCUUGGUAUGCUCCCUGGCUACUAUCUAGUUGACACUUUCAACAUUCUUGACAAGCUACCACUAUUUCUGAAACCGUGGGAAAGGGAUGCAAAGGCCAGGCACAAGCGUGACUAUGAGUGGUGUUGUGAUAAACUGAAGAAAGUAAAGUCACAAAUUGAUGCUGGAGAGGCUCCGCCGCAUAUGACUUUCAUCCGAAGGGUCAUCGAAGACCCAAACCAUCUGGGACUGGACAGCCUCGAAGAUGCCUCGUACCUGGGCAUGAUGCUAAUAAUCGGGGCUUCAGAUACUAGUCGGAUAUCGACUUGGUCAUUCCUUGAGGCUAUGUUAACGUUUCCAGAUGUCUGCAAUAAAGCGAGAAAGGUAAUUGAUUCGGCUGUUGGAGAUAGGGUUCCCGUUUUCGAAGAUCUGGAACGUGUGCCAUAUAUUCGUCAGGUCAUGAAGGAAUCUUGGAGAUGGCGCCCUCCUGUUGCCCUGGGCCAUCCCCAUACGACCACUCGAGAUAUAAUGUAUAAGAACUACCGCAUUCCAAAGGGGGCGAGGAUACAUUUGAAUGCUUGGGCAAUUCAUCGAGACUCGACACGCUAUCCGGAUCCCGAAAAUUUCAUACCUGAGCGUUUUGAGGGCGACACAAGAUCGGUGAGAAAUAGCGAGGGCUCCAAGGUAGUUGAUUAUAUGCUGACUAGCCAUCAGAGCCAGGAGAGCGCUGCAUCCCCUGACGUUUCCAAAAGAGACCACUUUGUCUUUGGAGCUGGACGUCGCAUUUGUCCCGGUUACCACGUUGCGGAUAGAAGCUUUGCUGUCAGUGUUAUGCGUAUUCUUUGGGCUUUCGAUAUUAGUUUGAAGCCUGGAACAAAGCUUCCUCUUGACCCUCAAAGCUUUCCAGGCGAUAUGCCAGGUAACCCUGGGCUUGAAUUGCCUGUCGUAUUGACUGUCAGGAGCCCUGAAAGACUGGCGACUAUACAGAAGGAAUUCGAGGCAGCUGUUCAGAGCCGGGAAAGGAUGGAGCCAUUGGCGGGCUAA
Messenger RNA from Fusarium proliferatum ET1, 1707 nucleotides. RefSeq lists its product as uncharacterized. Gene Ontology annotation, molecular function: heme binding; iron ion binding; oxidoreductase activity, acting on paired donors, with incorporation or reduction of molecular oxygen. The coding region runs from base 1 to 1707 and encodes 568 amino acids. The transcript has 6 exons. The record is from RefSeq and is a predicted model, not a curated record. NCBI's taxonomy places the organism in Eukaryota, Fungi, Ascomycota, Sordariomycetes, Hypocreales, Nectriaceae.